UCACUGCGUUGACUUCUACUUUCCGAAAAUACUGAGAGGGAUCAGUACGAAUUUCCAGAAACAUGGUGUCUCGGAAAGACGACAUUCGCAAGAUUGUACAAAUAUUGCAAUUAUGGUAUAUUUCAUCUGAACUUGCCAUGACAUCUCCAGCCGUAGCUAAGUAUCUCUGGUAUACUAGAAUCAUGAUAAGGAUGGCUGCAAAGAAGAUUUCCAGGAAAUGACUUGCCUAGUACUUUGUGUACAUUCUCCAAAAAUGCAAGUUAUACGGCCAGGUGCAGGUACAUCAAGCAUGGGUAUAUAAAUUGAUAACUGCAUUAUAA
Messenger RNA from Botrytis porri, 320 nucleotides. RefSeq lists its product as uncharacterized. The transcript is spliced from 2 exons. The record is from RefSeq and is a predicted model, not a curated record. NCBI's taxonomy places the organism in Eukaryota, Fungi, Ascomycota, Leotiomycetes, Helotiales, Sclerotiniaceae. The coding region runs from base 63 to 221 and encodes 52 amino acids.